AUCACGCGGCCUGCACGUGACCUCCCUAACCUCGCUGCCCAGCCCAACCUUCCCCUUCUCUUCCGCAAGGCAGCGGCGGCGGCGGCUCCUCUCGACCUCUCCCCGUGUUUUUGAGGGAGGGAGGGAGGGAUCCUUUUCUCGAAGCGGUGUAGCCAAUAGCCAUGGCGUGGGAGGACGAGGCCGUGGAGGAGGAGGAAUACGGGGAGGAGAUGGCGGCGUCGGAGUCGGAGGCGGAGGACGUUGUGGUGGGGCAGAUGCCGACGGUGAUGGUGCCGAAGCACAUCAAUAAGCGUUCCCUCAAGAACAAGGCGCUCUCUGUCACCCUCGACAAGAAAGCCCUCAAGGAUUUCGUGACUGGGUUCCACAAGAGGAAGAAGAAGAGAAGAAAGGAAGCACAGAAGGUUUUGCAGGAGAAGGAGAGGAAGAAGAGAAUCGAGGAGCGCAAGAGGAGGAAACAAGAGAAAGAGAUUGCUCUAUAUGGUAGAGUACUGUCAUCAGAUGAUGCUGGAUUAGAAAACGAGGAUAUUGGCGAUGAUGGUGAGGAGAUAAAUGAUGAAUCUUUGUCUGUCUGCACAUCCUGCUUCUCACGCACCGCAUUCUUCCUCCUACUCUUUCGUUGUCAACACGCGCCAACUUGGAUCACAGCCAUGUCGACAGCAUACCACAACACAUGCAUCUGGGUGGUGAUUCCUAUUCUCAGGUAUCAGGUUGGCCAUGAUUCCUAAGAGGGGCGGUACGGCCAUCCAGGAUGAAGAGCAGUGAUGGUGAUGAUGAACUGGGAGCAGGUUGUGGACUGGAGCAGCCGAGGAGGUGCUGGACUGUUGGACUGGAGAAGGAAGGCAGUGGAACAGAGCUUGAGCUGCAGAAUCCAUCUUCGAUUUCCAGCUAGAAAUUGAGACAGCUCCUGAUCUCAAUUCCCAACUAGAAAUUUUGAGCGGAAUAGCGCAAUUUGGCAGCGUGCAGGUUCGGUUUGACCACGAAGUGGCUGGAUUUGUGUGGGGGCAGAGCUCAAUUCCAUGGUGUGGAGAUUUUAUUUGAGGACCUGGCAGCUUGAUUUUUUGAAGGCAGCCUUUUAUGAAGGGAGAGGAUUUUGAGGCAGCGACGGGAGCAAUCUUGCCUGAUUAACAAGGCAGAAGAGGAUCGAUUGGAUCUAGGCUCAAUGCAGUUGUGUUGGGAGGCGUGCUUCGGGCGGAAGGCAGCAUGGUGCGUGGCGUGGAAUGAGGUCUAACCACAGAAGUAAACACCUCUCCUCACUAAUUAGUUAGUAGGUGGAGAAUAUCAACUGUUUCAACUGGAAGAAAGAUGGGCGGUCAUAUAGACGGACGGAAAGUGUGACAGUGGUAAUUUUCUUAACAGUGUGAACUUUCCGUGGUAUUAAAGUACACCAGAUCAGUUCAGUGCUAUAUUUCUAAAACUAGGAUUUUUCAGUGUCAUGGAACCAAU
Panicum virgatum (switchgrass) is the source of this 1443-nucleotide messenger RNA. RefSeq names its product ribosomal RNA-processing protein 17-like. Gene Ontology annotation, cellular component: nucleolus. Gene Ontology annotation, molecular function: RNA binding. NCBI's taxonomy places the organism in Eukaryota, Viridiplantae, Streptophyta, Magnoliopsida, Poales, Poaceae. Bases 162 to 725 code for a protein of 187 amino acids. The transcript is spliced from 4 exons. The record is from RefSeq and is a predicted model, not a curated record.